AUGUACAAGUUGAGCGGGAGCCUUUCCGGGCACGAGCAAGAUAUCAAGGCAAUUGCCAAAGUUAACGACGUCACCAUUGUUUCUGCGCUGAGAGACUCUACGGUGAGACUGUGGAGUAAGCCAUAUGAGAAUUUGCCCUGGUCGUCGGCCAUUGAAUCAAGUAUAGUGUACCAGGCUGAAAACAGGCAGUUUCUCAACUCGUUGGCGGUCUUGCCACAGUCGAAAUUGAUAGCCAGUGGGGGCAUAGAUGGGAUUAUUAAUAUAACCGAAGAGUUUAGCAGUACUCCAGUGAAGGUGUUGGUAGAUGGUCACACCAAAAAUGUGUGUUCGUUGAAUGUUUUGCCUGAUGAUGAGUCGCUUUUGCUUUCCUCGUCGUGGGACUGCACCUCUAUCGUGUGGGACUUGAAUACAAACUCGAAGAAAUAUGUGUUAUCAGGCCACAAGGCGUCGGUCUGGGACGCCAUAUUCAUUGACUCCGAGAAUUACCUAACAGGUUCAGCAGAUGGAACCAUCCGUAGAUGGCGUGGUGAAUCCCAAGUGGGAGAGUUUGUUGGUGGUCACACCGAUGUUAUUCGUAAGCUCUUGUUGUUACCAGGUGGUAAGCAGUUUGCCUCGUGCUCCAACGACGGAAACAUAGUCAUAUGGGACUUAGCCACGAAGAACGUGGUAAAGAAAUUCAUCAGUGCACACGAUUCGUUCAUAUAUGAUUUGGCUCUUUUACCAAACGGAAAUCUUGUUUCUUCUGGUGAAGAUAGAACUGUGAGAGUCUGGCUGUUGGAGUCUGGCUCGGCCAUCCAGGCUAUCACGCUCCCAUGCAUUUCUGUUUGGUGUGUAGAUACCCUUAGCAACGGCGACAUUGUCUGCGGUGGGUCUGAUAACAAAAUUCGUGUGUUUACUACAACCAGUGAAAGAAUUGCCGAUAAGGCAGAGUUGCAGCAGUUCCUGGACUCCGUGGAGUCCUCAUCGAUUCCGGAACAAUCAAUGGAUAAUUUAAAGAAAACUGAUAUUCCUUUGAAAAGUGUAGCCUUGCAGAAACAGGGGAAGGCUGAAGGUUCUACAGUCAUGGUCAAAUCCGAUGAAACUGGAGUUAUCGAGGCCCACCAGUGGUCUGGCGGCGAAUGGGUUAAAAUUGGAGAUGUUGUUGGAGGUGGAGGGUCAGGUGGUAGAGCCAAAGUAGAAUACUUAGGUGCUGAGUAUGAUUACGUGUUUGAUGUUGAUAUUGAAGACGGCAAGCCACCGUUGAAAUUACCUUUUAAUUUGAAUGAUAACCCUUACGAGGCUGCUACAAAGUUUUUGUCCGUGAAUGAGCUACCAUCUAGUUACACUAAUGAUGUGGUGAAUUUCAUAAUGCAAAAUACUCAGGGUGUGGAAUUAGGUGGUGAGCCAACAAAGAGAUAUGACGACCCAUAUUCUGAUGCUUAUGCCAGAAAUCAGAAGAAGAAAAACGCUACUGAGUCUACGAAUAAACUGCUUAAGUUGAUUCCUCAGAAAGAAUCGAUCUAUUUCACUGACUUCAAGUCGAAUAUAUUGGUUAAAGGCUUGAUUAAGUUUAAUAAUGAGGUGCAGGAAAGUGAUACUGCAUUGACUCACAAGUUGACGCCCCUGGAGAUAGCUGAGGUAGAAGCUUCGAUUACUUCUCCAGAUUUCAAUUCCAAGCAAGCUUUGAACAUAAUCACUUUGAUCCUUCCAAAAGUAUUCCAAUGGCCGCUGCAAACAUCUCAACUCAUUGGAUACGAUUUACUCAGAGUCAGUGUAAGGAAGGUCACUACUGUAGAUAUUUUGCAAUCAUUGGAUGGAGCUCAAAUCAUCGCUUCCGCGAUUAAAAGGGGAUUGGGUGCUAUAAAGCCUGAACAAGGCUAUAUCCCGUUGUUUAUGAUGAUAUUGAAGGUUUUAAAUAAUCUAAUUGGAACUACCUUGUUUUAUCAACUUUAUUUCACCAGCUCUGAUGAUUCAGGUGCCAAACUUGAGUAUAGUGAUGAUUUUAAGCAGGUUUUGAAUAAAAUCAAUGAAAUUGCUAGGUCGUUUAGCUCCUUCGAUGACCAUAAACAAUACGCUAAUACAAUGUUAGCUUUAUCUACUUUCAUUUACAACUUAUCGAUAUUACACCUUACAAACUCUGGAUUGGCUGGCAACGAAAAAGCUGCAGAGCCCAUUGUUGAGUUUUCCAAUGAAGUUGGAGACUUAUGUGUAGAGGCAAGCUCUGAGGCUGCAUAUAGAAUGGUGAUAGGAUACUCUAAUUUGAAGUUUGCUGGUGUAAUCUGGGAAGAAAAUGCUGAGUGGUUGAACAUUUGCAGAAUUCUCUAUAUUGACAGCGUCCAAGAGAAGAGGUUUGUUGAGUUAUAUGAAGAUGUGAAACAAUUAUGGGCAAGGGAAUGA
This is a messenger RNA of Dujonia railenensis, 2376 nucleotides long. Lineage: Eukaryota; Fungi; Ascomycota; Pichiomycetes; Serinales; Debaryomycetaceae. The record is from the annotation of a GenBank genome assembly.